AUGCAAGAGAAUGACAAGAAAGAGGAGGUUGGGCGGGAGCGGGCUCGAAAAAGGCAUGAAAUAAGUAUCGAGCUCCUGGAUGAGCAGCUUCUCAAGCAAGAGAUGGAAGUGCUCACAGCACGUGGGAGCAGCUGGAGUGCUGGCCAUGUAGAAGAUACUUCCCAGCUCAUCUUUCCCAAAGAUGAAACAGCUGAGACUCUUCUCAAUUCAGAAGUUCAGAUGCUUUUGGAGCAUUGGAAGCAGCAGAUGGAGAGUGCUGAGGUUGAACAAGAACUUCCUGAGGUCUUAAAAAGUUUCACCUAUACAGGCCAUUUCAGUCAUUUCAAAAAUAGAGAGAACAUUGCCAGUAUUCGUAGCUUAUUGCUACAGAAUAGGCUUCAUAAGUUUGAGUUGGCAUGUUUAGCCAACCUUUGCCCAGAAACAGCUGAGGAGGCCAAGGCUCUAAUCCCAAGCCUUGAGGGGUGGUUUGAAGAGGAGAAGCUACAGCAGAUUCUUGAUGCCAUCCAGACUAGACACAGCUUCCAGUAUUAA
This is a messenger RNA of Suncus etruscus (white-toothed pygmy shrew), 531 nucleotides long. Its product is annotated as DNA-directed RNA polymerase II subunit RPB4-like. NCBI's taxonomy places the organism in Eukaryota, Metazoa, Chordata, Mammalia, Eulipotyphla, Soricidae. The record is from RefSeq and is a predicted model, not a curated record. Gene Ontology annotation, cellular component: RNA polymerase II, core complex; P-body. Gene Ontology annotation, biological process: nuclear-transcribed mRNA catabolic process, deadenylation-dependent decay; transcription initiation at RNA polymerase II promoter; mRNA export from nucleus in response to heat stress. Gene Ontology annotation, molecular function: nucleotide binding; translation initiation factor binding.